AGAGAGAGAAAAAAAAGAAAAAAGAAAAAGGAAAAAAGAAAACUGUAAGGAAGGGAUCGGAUCGGCGAAGCAAACACUUGCCAUUUUACCGAGUACGGUGGGGGGGUUUGUUGUCUCCUCCGCACAGAGAGAUACUUCCAAGCGAUUGAAUCAUCAUUGUAAUUUCUACCAGAGAUUUGAAAGCUUUGAAGAUCUACAUCCAUGUCGUUUAAUUGUUAGUUUCCUCAUUCUAUCCAUACCACUCCAACUUCAUUUCAUCGGAGCGUCUCCUCGCCGGUUACUGCAAUGGUGGUCUGCAAAUGCCGCAAGGCCACGAAGUUGUAUUGUUUUGUUCAUAAGGUUCCCGUAUGCGGAGAAUGCAUUUGUUUCCCAGAACACCAAAUAUGCGUGGUUCGUACCUAUUCAGAGUGGGUGUUGAAUGGAGAUUAUGAUUGGCCUCCAAAUUGCUGCCUGUGUCAUGCUACACUCGAGGAAGGAGUUGGUCCUCAAACUACUCGAUUGGGGUGUUUGCAUGUCAUACAUACGGAUUGCUUGGUCUCACAUAUCAAGAGCUUUCCUCCAUCCACUGCCCCUGCUGGAUAUGACUGUCCUGCCUGUUCUGUUUCGAUAUGGCCUCCGAAGAACUUUAAAGAUUCAGGAUCGCGUCUACAUACAAAGCUAAAGGAAGCUAUCUUGCAGACUGGUCUGGAAAAGAAUUUGUUUGGAAAUCAUCCAGUUGGAUUAUCACCAACAGAAUCCCGUGGUCCUCCCCCUGCCUUUGCCUCAGAUCCCUUGGUUUCCUCUUCAGGAGACACACGUAACAAUAAGGGUUCAUUAAAUUCAAUAGCAAACAUUGAGUCAAAUCUGGGUGAAGGGUUCUCCGCCACAAAUGGAACUGGGUCUUCCAAAAAUAACAUUGCAGAUAUUGUAGAGAUUGAAGUGCCUGGUUCAGAAGGAAAUUUUGUGAAAGGCUCAAGUCCUUCAGGCCCUGUUGCCACCACAAGAAAAGGUGCACUCAAUUAUGACAGGCAAAAUUCUGAAAUUUCAUAUUAUGCUGAUGAUGAAGACGGUAACCGUAAGAAGUAUGUUCGAAGAGGUCCUUUUAAGCACAAGUUUCUUAGAGCACUACUUCCUUUCUGGUCAACUGCAUUACCAACUCUACCCGUGACUGCACCUCCUCGUAAAGAUUCAUCGAAUGGCAAUGAUGUCAGUGAAGGUCGCGUUCGGCACCAAAGACCCUCGAGAAUGGAUCCGAGAAAAAUUCUUCUUAUCAUAGCCAUCAUGGCAUGUCUGGCAACAAUGGGUAUUUUGUACUACAGACUUGUACAAAGAGAUAUUGGAGAAGAAUUUGUGGAUGACGAGCAGCAACUGCAAGCAGCACAAUGAAAAAUUUGAAGAAUUUGUGGUGCUGUUUGAAUUUGUUUGGCUCCUUGAAAUCGGACCUUUUACCAAUUUCAUCAUACAAAAGCACUCACUGUAAGUAUAUUUUACUUUAGGCUUUUCUGCCACAGUGAGAGGUGAAAGUAUUUUUAUGUGAGCCUUUUUGUCAUCUUACAACUCUUGCUCUUGUGUUCACUUCACUUGUAUGGAUUGUGGAUCAGAAAAUUAGGUUAAAGAAAAUAUCUUUUGUUGGAACUAAUUUAUUUUGUAAUUACUCAAUU
Benincasa hispida (wax gourd) is the source of this 1640-nucleotide messenger RNA. RefSeq names its product RING/U-box superfamily protein. The record is from RefSeq and is a predicted model, not a curated record. Gene Ontology annotation, cellular component: Golgi apparatus. NCBI's taxonomy places the organism in Eukaryota, Viridiplantae, Streptophyta, Magnoliopsida, Cucurbitales, Cucurbitaceae.